GUUCAAUGAAGCUGCUUCAUGUAGCGGCGCUCCGACCCCUGCUGCGGCCAGUGGUUCAGUCCUGUAGCAGGGUGGGGGAGCCGGAUGGCAGGGAGGCACAGAUUCCGACUACAGCGGAGCAGGGGAUGGGAAACGGGCGAGAAGCAUGACUCCAAAUCGCCCUUGUGAUGGUUUCCACCUCGAGGGAAUAAAGUAACCGCCUCCGGUUCAGAGAAACACAGACAUGUGCGGGCACUAAGUGCGAAGAAGACCGCGGGGUUUGACAGGAGGAGGCCCGUAAAGAGGCUCUGACCGCCGGACAGAAAGCUCAGGAAGUCCGGAUUUGGUUUCUUUUGUCCCCCUUAUGGCAGCUCUGACGUUUCUUUGUGAAUUUAAUGCGCGUGAUUACCUCAAAUCGUGAGUUUCUUGUGGAUUUGUGUGAUCUUUUUUCAUUUUCUUCUUUUUUUUUUUGGUGAACUGAAAAUAGCGGCGGAGUUUAGCGGCGCGGCGCAGGGGAACAUUACGGCACAGACCAGUAAACUGGAAUUCAACUUUUGAUUCCCGAUCUCUGGUCGACACAUCUGUCCAGGAAUAGGAGAACUGCGUGCGACACGUCUUUCAUGAGGAUCGUGACAGUGGAAGUCGGGAGAACUUUUCGACCUUUUCUCUGUAUCAGCAACAAGUUGGAUCGGUUUGCUUUGUUUAUGCAAACCGUCGUUCACAGCAACCUUUCGUGCAGUUUUGGAGACUACAUUAUUUCUGGGUUUUGGCGCAGAGUUUGAAUGUGUGAAUGAGAUCUGAGUGAACUGACACACACACACACACGGAGCUCUGUUGAAGCGGGAUUUGUGGAAGCAGCACCGCAGGGCUGUUUGGGUCAGCGGAUUAAUCCAAUCGGUAACAGCUCUGUCCAGUGACUAGUCUCCCAGAAAGUCCCAGUAAUCAGAGCUAUUUUUAGCGUAAGUGAUGGGGUAAAAGCAGGCAGCAGGAAACCUGACUCCCCCUCACCCUUUUCUCUUCCAAAACCUAUUGCACUUGCUCGCUCUGCCUGUCUGGCAAAAUGCAGGGCAAGCCUGGAUAGCACUAGCCGAACCUAAAGCAAGUCAAUGUCUUAAAAGGAAAAAAAAAAUCUGCAAAAAUUGAUCCUAAAUUUCUACCAUUGGCCUGUUUUUUAUGGAAACCUAGUGACCAUGUAGCCUUGGUCAUUUGAGAGUUCUAGAAAAGUUUUAUUCUAUAGCCUAAGGCUGAAGGUCACCUAAUGCCUCCUCUGGAUUGAAACAAAAAUAAAGUUAAAAAUGAACUAUGCUGGGUGCUAGCCUAGUUCAUUUCAGUUACAUAUCAGAAUCAACUAAAGACUAUGCCUUUAUCCCUUGUUUGCUCUAACUCUUAAUCACACUAGAAUAGCAGAACUUUGUUUUCCUGACUACCUGAUAGACACCAGCGAUCUGGAAGCUCCAGCCUGCAGACAGAAUGCAUGAAACUGCCGACUCCACCACAAAAAGCUAAACCUAUAAGCCAAAUAUUUUAUUUCCCUAUAGUUCCCAAAUCCACAGAGAAACAAUAUAUAAGUAGAGUGAGAGAUCUAUAUCUAUAGUGUAAAUCCACAUAAAACAGAGAUUACAUCCUUUAUAUUUUUACUUCAGAGAGACAAGCUGCCUGUACACCUGUUGGUUGCCUUACAAAUAAGUCACAAGCAAACCGGGAGAGGAGAAAAACAAGCCAGAGAAGAAGAAGGUGCCUUUGGACUGGUUGGACAGUUUCCCACCAUUUCAAACUUGAGAUGUUUAGUUGGAUGUGAAGAGUUGAAGUGAACUCUGGGAUUGGAAGACUGACUCUACCUUCCAAGUCCUGCCUGCCUGUCCGUCUGUCUGUCUGUCUGUCAGAGCAUUUCCACUGACAGUAUUUCUCAUCUGGAUUGAACAUUUGCCAAGCUUUCCCAUGGUUGUCACAUCAUCAUCAGUGGACGACAAGACUGUACCUUCAUGCAGGAUGGUCCAAUCAGAGCCUUGGAUCACCUCUACUCUGCUUCGUAAGAACAAAAGUGCAAGCAGCUCAGGAUGUCCACCCACCUCCUCCUCCUCCUCCACUGCCCAGGGCUUCUCCCUCGCUGAGCCAGCCAUGACCAGCCAGCACACACACACACACCCCUCCUUCAGCUCCAUCCACUCCAUGGCCGAGCAGCAGCAGGUGCUGUCUGAUAUGACCAUACUCCAGCGGAGGAUCCCCCCUAGUUUCAGAGACCCUGCCAGCGCCCCAUUGAGGAAACUCUCAGUUGACCUUAUCAAAACUUACAAGCACAUCAAUGAGGUAUACUACACAAAGAAGAAGCGGCGGGCCCAGCAAGUCCCUCCUGAGGAUAGCAGCACGAAAAAGGAGAAAAAAAUUUACAAUGAUGGCUAUGAUGACGACAACUAUGAUUACAUAGUGAAAAAUGGAGAAAAGUGGCUGGACCGCUAUGAGAUCGACUCACUUAUUGGGAAAGGCUCCUUUGGACAGGUAGUGAAGGCCUACGACCACCAUGAGCAGGAGUGGGUUGCCAUUAAAAUCAUCAAGAACAAAAAGGCUUUUCUAAACCAGGCACAGAUCGAACUACGCCUGCUGGAGCUUAUGAACAAGCAUGACACUGAAAUGAAAUAUUACAUUGUCCACCUGAAGCGUCACUUUAUGUUUAGGAACCAUCUGUGUUUGGUGUUUGAGUUGUUGAGCUACAACCUGUAUGAUCUCCUGAGGAACACCAACUUCAGAGGAGUUUCCCUCAACCUCACCAGGAAGUUUGCACAGCAGCUCUGUACAGGACAAAGCAAAAUCAAACAGGAUCGGCACACCUCUAGUAAUUACAUUUUUAACCAAACUGCAAUCAUAAUGGAAGUUUCAUACAGCAGCUCUGCCUGGAAUAAGGUGGAAUUAUCUUGUUCAUACCUUGCUUUCAUCUUUUUGCCAGCUUGUCUCCAUGCCUCUGAACUUCCCUGCCUAACUCCACUACGUUGCUGUUCACAGAUUUAUCAGUACAUACAGAGCAGGUUCUACCGCUCCCCUGAGGUCCUCUUGGGGAUGCCAUAUGACCUGGCUAUCGACAUGUGGUCCCUCGGUUGCAUCCUUGUAGAGAUGCACACAGGAGAGCCCCUCUUCAGUGGCUCCAACGAGGUUGACCAGAUGAAUAAAAUUGUGGAGGUUUUGGGAGUUCCACCCAGCCACAUGCUGGAUGCCGCUCCUAAAGCCAGGAAGUACUUUGACAAGCUAUCAGACGGCUUAUGGACGGUGAAGAAGAACAAGGACGUGAAGAAGGAAUACAAGCCUCCAGCUACACGCCGUCUUCAUGAGAUUUUAGGUGUAGAGACUGGUGGUCCAGGGGGGCGCCGGGCAGGAGAGCCAGGACAUGCCCCCUGUGACUACCUGAAGUUUAAAGAUCUGAUCUUGCGCAUGCUGGACUACGACCCUAAAAGCAGAAUCACGCCAUUUUAUGCCCUCCAGCACAAUUUCUUUAAGAAAACGACAGAUGAAGGAACGAACACAAGCUCAUCUACAUCCACCUCUCCUGCCAUGGACCACUCCCAUUCAACCUCCACAACUAGCUCUGUUUCUAGCUCUGGUGGCUCCAGUGGUUCUUCCAAUGACAACCGUAACUACCGUUACAGCAACCGCUACUACAACUCUGCUGUCACCCACUCAGACUAUGAGAUGACCAGUCCUCAGGCUCCCUCCCAGCAACAGAUGAGGAUGUGGCCAGGCAGUGAUGGUGGAAGUGGGGGUCAGGACCCAGGAUACACCCAGUUGCUGCUCCACAAACCAGCUGCCACCCAGCAACACCAGCGCCACUUUUUGGACCCGCCUCACCAUCCACACCCGACUUACUCUCAUCAUGGAAAUGGUGGGCGUGGACUACGGCAGGGCGGCCAAACGGGCCUGGGUGGAGGAGGGGGUCAGCAGGGAUCCUCUCCCCAGAUGAGUGACAGCAUGGAUGUUGGCGUGUCCCUAGGGCUGCACCACCUGGGGGCAGUGUCUUCCAUGGAGGCCUCUCAGUUUGGCUCUGCAUCUCUGCCCCUCGCUCUGCCAAUCGGACUGUCCGCCUUCCGGACUCGGACGGCCCCCACAGCCCCAGGGCCACAAGCCCCGCCCCCAGAGGACUACUACCCUGCCUCCAACAACAAUAACCCUGCUGCGGGGGGCAGAGGGAGGCCAGACUCAGACGAAGGGCCAGCCAACUCUUGAUAAAACCUGAACCACGCCCUAAAGCCAUACAAUUUUAACUCCAACUACUACGAAUACACACACAGCCAGAGUUCAGAGACAAACUGGUGAAUCUGGAGCUGGAGGAGACAAUUUCUUCUGCAUGGGAGGAGGAGGGAGGAGGAGAAGGAUGCGGGGAAUACUUUCCUUUGGUCCUGCUUUUGUUUGUUGUCGUUGCGACUGGAAUUGGAAAGGAAUGAUUGACAAGUGUGUUUUUACAGAUAUUCUUGAUUAAUAUUAUUUGAUUUUCUAAGGUUUGAGGGGUUUUGUGUUCUGUUUUGUAAAGUCUGGAGAGGAGCGAAAAGGGGCCUGGUUUUCCACUCCGCUCCACACUGAGGCUGGAGCUCCCUUCUUCACAAUGUUCACUUUACUGUAGUCACAUUUACAUGUCCUGGUCAUCAGCAGCAUUGACACACACACAUACAUACACACAUACACAUACACAUACAGCUGUUUCUGCCAUCUGGAAAAUGGCCUACCCAUUUCCAGAACCCAACCAGAUCAGCUGACCACUUUAAUGUUAUCUCUGCAUUAGAAGACACCUGAAGUUGAUGUCAUUACGCAGACAUACAUUGUGGCGUGCAUGUAUCGGGACAGAAAUGGGUGUGUGAGAGAGAAAAGGCCGACAUAUUCAGGACUUCACGUGUUGCUGUCAGCCUGACGUUGCGGCUGGCCUGGUGGUGCUUGAGGCAGGCGGAGAAGCUGACGGGACAGUGACGCCUCCCAAGAGUCAAACGGAUCACCUUCUCUUCCUCAUUCUUUCCUGCACUCUUCUUCAUCUCCUUCUUCUCCUGUUGUGUUUCUCCUCCAGACAGCUCCUCCUCUCUGUGCUGCUAAUCACCAUGACAACUGGUCUGGAUUGCUGCUAAAGAUCCAACACAGAUCAAUAAAGAAAUGAAAUAAAAACAAAUAGAAACAGAAAUGAAAAACUUUUUAACCCUUGUGCUUAAGAAAAAAGGAUGAAGUAAGAACCACUGCAUCUCAAUGUAUUUAUUACUAUUUAACAAGAAAAACAAACUGAAAGUAACAUUUUUUUCUGCUCUUUUUUGUUUGGUUGCCUUCUUUCUGCAGGUAAGCUCUGAUUGGCUAUUGUAACAGUGACAGUGACUGGUGACAUGGGAAUGUCGCUGGUUGUGGGGGCUGGGUGAAGGGGAAGGGUUGGGGCAAAAUAAAGUUGGAUAUAUAAUACGAAUAAAGAGUAUACUUUUGCACACCAAAGUCAACAAA
This is a messenger RNA of Poecilia reticulata (guppy), 5433 nucleotides long. NCBI's taxonomy places the organism in Eukaryota, Metazoa, Chordata, Actinopteri, Cyprinodontiformes, Poeciliidae. The record is from RefSeq and is a predicted model, not a curated record.